Messenger RNA from Hippoglossus stenolepis (Pacific halibut), 2261 nucleotides. It is a transcript of the gene actr3b, whose product is annotated as actin related protein 3B. The transcript has 12 exons. The coding region runs from base 108 to 1364 and encodes 418 amino acids. Gene Ontology annotation, cellular component: actin cortical patch. Lineage: Eukaryota; Metazoa; Chordata; Actinopteri; Pleuronectiformes; Pleuronectidae. Gene Ontology annotation, molecular function: actin filament binding. The record is from RefSeq and is a predicted model, not a curated record.
GACCCGGAACUGUUCCGAGGGGGUUGAGAGGUAUAGAAAUAGACAGAGUCUCUCUCCCUCUCUCUCUCUGCACUGAUCCGGUCACAACAACAGAUCUGAACCUCAACAUGUCUCUGCAGCCUUCUCCCUGCGUCAUAGACUGUGGGACCGGGUACACGAAGAUUGGUUACGCUGGAAACACAGAGCCGCAGUUCAUCAUGCCGUCAUGCAUCGCCAUCAAAGAGUCGGCCAGCAUAGGAGAACAGGCCCAGAGGAGACUUGUACAAGGAGUUGACGACCUGGACUUCUACAUUGGAGACGAGGCUGUAGACAAACCCAACUAUGCAACAAAGUGGCCGAUCCGUCAUGGGAUGGUGGAAGACUGGGAUCUGAUGGAGAAGUUUAUGGAGCAGGUCAUCUUCAAGUACCUUCGAGCAGAACCUGAGGACCACAGUUUCCUCAUGACAGAGCCUCCUCUCAACACUCCAGAGAACAGAGAGUACCUGGCUGAGAUCAUGUUUGAGACCUUCAACAUACCUGGACUCUACAUCGCUGUACAGGCAGUGCUCGCGUUAGCAGCGUCCUGGACGUCCCGGCCGGUCGGACAGAGGUCUCUGACCGGCAUCGUCAUCGACAGCGGAGAUGGAGUCACACACACCAUCCCUGUGGCUGAGGGCUUCGUGAUUGGCAGCUGUAUAAAACACAUCCCCAUCGCAGGGCGGGACAUUACCUUCUUCAUCCAACAGCUGCUCAGAGACAGAGAGGUGGGGAUUCCCCCGGAGCAGUCGCUGGAGACCGCCAAGGCAGUCAAGGAGCGGUACUGUUACAUCUGUCCAGACAUUGUGAAGGAGUUCACUAAGUACGACUGUGACCCGGGGAAAUGGAUCAAACAGUUCCAUGGAGUAAAUGCCGUCAGUCAGACCGCCUUCCACAUCGACGUGGGCCAUGAACGCUUCCUGGGCCCAGAGAUCUUCUUCCACCCGGAGUUUGCUAACCCAGACUUCAUGCAGCCCAUCUCUGAUGUCGUGGAUGAGGUCAUUCAGAGUUGUCCAAUCGAUGUGAGGAGGCCGCUCUACAAGAACAUCGUGUUGUCCGGAGGAUCCACCAUGUUCAGAGACUUUGGCCGGCGGCUGCAGAGAGACCUGAAGAGGGUGGUUGAUGCCCGACUGAGACUGAGUGAAGAGCUGAGUGGAGGACGGAUAAAGCCGAAGCCGAUGGAGAUUCAGGUUGUAACACAUCCCAUGCAGCGUUACGCAGUCUGGUUUGGAGGCUCCAUGCUGGCAUCCACGCCGGAGUUUCUCCAGGCGUGUCACUCGAAAAAGGACUACGAUGAGAUAGGACCGAGCAUCUGUCGACACAACCCUGUGUUCGGCAUCAUGUCCUGAUGCCGUUUGUAGCUACAGAGUGCUAGCAUGUUAGCCCAUUAGCCUACUACAUUAUCAGCCUGUUUGGCCUUUGAACCUACUGCCCAUUAGAUAGCCAGCCUGUUAGCCUGUUAGCCUGUUGCCCUCUUUACCUGCCAUCUGUUAGCCACCAGUCACUGAGCUGUUAGCAUCUCUGUCCCUUGCCCCAUGCAUUUUUCAGUCCACUAGGCUACCAGACUGUUAGCAUACUAGCUCAGCCUCAGCAGGCACAUGGAGGUCUGGAGCAAGUGAAGCACACACAGUUAGAAAUCAGUGAAUCAGUUUCCAGUCUUCACUCAGAGCGAUGACGGACGAGAACACGAGCUGACACCACAUCUGUUGCAGGUUCAAGUCCAGACGUCUUCAUCCAGACUGUCUCUGAAACUGUUCCAAACAAAAAGCCAAGGAAAGGAUCUAUUUUCUUGUUUCUGACGUAAAGAUGUUCGCCUCUUCACUCCUACCUUGCUUUGUGGGUGCAUAGUUGUCCUCCAGCUCUCAGUCCCUGUGUUAGCAUGUUAGCUGUUGUCUUUAAGUUUCAUUACGCUGGGCCCCAGAGGACAGUCCAGGUAUAUCUGUGACUUUUGAUGGCAGAUCAGCAGAUAUUGUUCUGUUUCCUUCACAUCCGUCAUAAAGAAACUGUUCCGUUUAACUGAUUUGGUUUAUUUUGAGUAUGAUUAACUUCCAGAAGUGACUGAAUCACAAACUGUGAGUAACUGUGUGUGUUUGUGUUGAUGAAUCAUAAACGACUGCAGUCAGAGUGUCUAUAUGUAUAGAAAACAGUGGAACAGUCAUAACCUCAGUAACACUGUCAGCUGGAGCGUGGUGCAUUCAGGAAAUACAGAAUGUGUUUUUAUUCAUAAUUACAGCUUCUGUACUUGU